This is a messenger RNA of Phoenix dactylifera (date palm), 1648 nucleotides long. RefSeq lists its product as uncharacterized. The record is from RefSeq and is a predicted model, not a curated record. Gene Ontology annotation, biological process: fatty acid transport. Gene Ontology annotation, molecular function: fatty acid transmembrane transporter activity. Gene Ontology annotation, cellular component: chloroplast inner membrane. NCBI's taxonomy places the organism in Eukaryota, Viridiplantae, Streptophyta, Magnoliopsida, Arecales, Arecaceae.
CUUCGUCCACCUUCACCGCUGCCAGCUUCCACGACCUCGCCUACCUCUCUUCUUUUCCCUUCAUUCCUCUCACCCUCCCUCUCAUCUCUAAAACCCUAACCUCCCACGAAGCCAAGACCGCCAGAUACCACCGCCGCCACCGUCUUGCACCACCGUCGCUGUCUCCGGCGAGCUUUCCUCCCUCUCAUAUUUGACCUAUUCUCCAAUCCUCCAUUUUUUCUGAAACCCUGAUCUCUACUAGGUCCGUCCACCGUUCACACCGUUGGUUUCUAGCAUAAAGAUCACCAAGCUUUAAGGUUCCGAACGUUGGUGGGUGGCCGUCGUCCUCCGCAAGUCUAUCCUCCACCCAUCAGCAGACUCCUAGCUCCCUGGCAUCGCUCCUCGCGACUUCUAGAAGGUUCCCUUUGAUCUAUAUAUCCAUGGUGGCGACACAGUUAUCAGGGGCUGGUUUAUUGGUGAAGAGGAGCUUAGCUUCCUUGGACGGUCUUUGCCUUUCACCCCUUAAGUCUAGGGUUUCUUCCUUUAAUUGGGUGGAGCUCAAUCAUAGGCACUUUGAAGGUUGUGUCCUAAGGUUUCCUGUCACUGUCACCCCGAAGCUUUCGAUAUCCAUGUGUGUUAAUGCUAGGAGCACACGGAACCCUGGUAUUGACCCUGAUACUUCUAUUAAGCAUUCACUGGAGGAUCAUCCAGAGAAGCUUAGUGAUGAGCCAGUAAAAUCAUUUUCUUCUAAGGAACUGCAUGAUGGAAAACCAGAGAUGGACAUGCAUGCCCAGAAAGAGGGAUCCAUCUUACACAAACAGACUGCAAAAAUCCAUGAUUUUUGUCUAGGCAUCCCCUUUGGUGGAUUUGUAUUCAGUGGAGGGCUUCUUGGAUUUAUUUUCUCGAGAAAUCCUGCUAGUCUAACUACAGGUGUGCUGUUUGGGAGUGCUAUACUGGCCCUAGGUGUACUUAGCCUAAAGGUCUGGAGGAAAGGACAAUCCAGCUUACCAUUCAUAUUGGGGCAAGCAGCCAUUGCUGCUGCACUUCUUGGCAAGCAUUUUCGGUCAUACUCUUUGACAAAGAAACUCCUUCCUUCAGGACUUUAUGUUUUCAUAAGUGCUGCAAUGAUUUGUUUCUAUUCAUAUGUGCUGAUUGCUGGAGGAAACCCACCACCAAAGAAGUUGAGAGCAGCUCCCCCAACACAGCUGUAAAAUUCAUGCAUAACUUCAUUGCUUUUGAGAGCAUGUUAGCACUAUUGUUGCUUGUUUGCACACACACUCCCAUGUUCUUCCCCUGGCUUAUGCCUGUCAGAGAUGAGAAAUGUGGUCCUGGAUUUAAAUUGCGGAAGACCCAGUUAUUUGAUGUUAUUUGACAGUUCAGCAGCAGUGCGUCGUCCUGAAGUAUUACAACUGAUACUGCUUUACAUAAAUAGCAUGUUUAAAGUUUCAAAACAAGUUGCAAGGUAGGAUCAUGGAAAAAAAUUUGAUGUAAUACAGACGGCUUACGCGGACAUUCCCUGUGUUAAACCUGCUGGAUGUGAAAUAAGUGGUAAAUUAUACUUUUAGUGCUUGCGAAAUUGUCAGAAAGCUGGCUUUUAUGUAUUUUUUGUGAUGUAAUAAAGUGCGAAUUUUAUGCUAUGUAUUUGAAACGUCACCAAGCAUUUCUGGGC